Messenger RNA from Hibiscus syriacus, 1656 nucleotides. RefSeq names its product protein WVD2-like 7. The record is from RefSeq and is a predicted model, not a curated record. The transcript is spliced from 9 exons. NCBI's taxonomy places the organism in Eukaryota, Viridiplantae, Streptophyta, Magnoliopsida, Malvales, Malvaceae. The coding region runs from base 52 to 1656 and encodes 534 amino acids.
CUUUCCACAGUACUAGAAACAAAGUUUUCUACUUUUUAAUAUGAAAAGGCAAUGAGUUCUUCAAAUCCAGCUCUUGAAGUGUCGGUCUCUUUUGGUAGAUUUGAGAAUGAUUCACUUUCUUGGGAGAAAUGGUCGACUUUCUCCCCAAACAGGUACUUGGAAGAGGUUGAAAAAUGUGCUACUCCUGGAUCAGUUGCCCAGAAAAAGGCUUACUUUGAAGAACAUUACAAGAAGAUUGCUGCUCGGAAAGCUGAGCUACUGGCUCAAGAGAAACCCGAUGAAGGAGAUCCGAUUCGUAAAUCUAAUGGCCAUGAAGUAGAUAAGCAAGAGAUUAACUUUUUGAGUGAGGUUAAUGAAGGAGAUGAGCCGAAUCAGGUGCCUGAAAUUGCCACAAUGUGUCGAGAUUCAUGGGUUGAGGAAUUGAAAGAGAUAAUAAAUAGCACGGUAGAGAAUGAAGAGAAAACAGUGGAAAGUCCUGAUGAGUUAAACAAACCAGAAGAAACUUCUCUUGAAGUUGAAGGAGCCUUUUUGGCGAAAAAAGAAAUGGAAACUCCUUCACAGGAGUCUCGAGAUGUUAUCGAGUUAUCUCAGAGAUCGGAAAAUAUCGUCGACAGUACUCCCGAGAUCGAAGAUAAAAACUUGAAAUUGGAUCAAUCUGCAAAAUCUCAUAGGAUCAUAGCAGUGAAUAAGGAGAGGAAUGAUUCGAGGCCGAAGAAGAAACCUGCCUCCCCUGUGAUUAAAACACCACAAGCUACCACAUCUAGAGCAUCAAAGCCGACAUUAACACCUACGUCGUCUGCUCCGAGACCUCGAUCGAAAGCAGGAACUACAUUAUCUUAUUCAUCGACUAAGACCAAGAAUUCUGCUAAUGAACAAAGCAAGAAAGUGAUUCCUAUAUCCUUGCACAUUUCUCUUAGUUUAGAUCCCUCGAUCCCUGGCCCGGCUUCCCUUCCUGCAACAAGGAAAUCAUUGUUUAUGGAGAAAAUGGGAGAUAAGGACAUUGUCAAGCGAGCAUUUAAGACAUUUCAGAGUAAUUAUAAUCAAUUGAAACCUUUCAGUCGGGAACAAUCUGCCGCAGCAAAAACGGUACCUGCGAAGGGGAGAGAAUUGAGGGUUCCCACUUUGAUGACUCCGCAAAAGGAGAAUGGCGGGUCUUGUAGAGUUAGUAGCAUGGAGAAAAAGAAUGCUAAGGCUGCUCCAUCUUAUUCCGGCUUGAAAAGUGAUGAACGAGCCGACAGAAAAAAGGAGUUCUCCAAGAAACCGGAAGGAAAAUCCAAUGAUAGGGAAGCAGCAAGAAGACACCUACAGACGAAAUCGAUGGAUAACAGAGAUGCAGAGAUCAAAAAAUUAAGGAAGAGCCUUAAUUUUAAAGCUACACCCCUUCCAGGUUUUUACCAUGGACAGAGAGCAUCAAAAAGCCCUCUCGAUAAGCGGUUUUGUUGUCUGAUGAAAAGCAGUAGAACUGCUACAAGUGUACAGCCAUCAAACAAGUACACAAUUGGUUCCAAGGAUGGGAUGGAAGAAAACAAGAGGUGUACGUCGGCUUCGGAGGCUAACUACGUUUCCGGGCAAAAAACCCAAUAUGGUAUAAGAUCCAACGUCAAAAAUACAGUAGAUAUAGUAGUAGAAAAACGCAAGACUGCGACCGAAAGUUAA